Molecule: messenger RNA, 2269 nt
Organism: Ornithorhynchus anatinus (platypus)
Lineage: Eukaryota; Metazoa; Chordata; Mammalia; Monotremata; Ornithorhynchidae
Gene: YIPF3
Product: Yip1 domain family member 3
Exons: 9
Coding region: 103-1116 (337 amino acids)
Cellular component (GO): Golgi apparatus
Source: RefSeq, a predicted model, not a curated record
CCGCGCUCGCGAGAUCUCGCCGCUCCCUCCGGCCCAGGGCUCCAGAGGGACCAACAUCCGGGUCCUUUUUCACCUUCUCCACCGCCCCCUUGGAGAGGGGGCAUGGCCGGUCCUGCCGCCCCCAGCGGAGCCGCCCCCGACUGGGCGGCCUUCGAAGAAAAUGUCCAGGGCGGGGGCUCGGCCGUCAUCGACAUGGAGAACAUGGACGACACAUCGGGCUCCAGCUUUGAGGACAUGGGGGAGCUGCACCAGCGCCUCCGGGAGGAGGAGGUGGACGCCGAGGCCGCCGCCGCUGACGAAGAAGAUGGCGAGUUCCUGGGGAUGAAGGGCUUCAAGGGACAGUUGAGCCGCCAGGUGGCCGACCAGAUGUGGCAGGCCGGAAAGAGGCAGGCCACCAAGGCCUUCAGCCUGUACGCCAACAUCGACAUCCUCCGGCCCUACUUUGACGUGGAGCCCGCCCAGGUGCGCAGCAGGCUUCUGGAAUCCUUGAUCCCCGUCAAAAUGGUCAAUUUCCCCCAGAAGAUCGCAGGUGAGCUGUACGGACCCCUCAUGCUGGUCUUCACUCUGGUGGCCAUCCUCCUGCACGGCAUGAAGACGUCUGACACCAUCAUUCGAGAGGGCACCUUGAUGGGCACCGCCAUCGGCACCUGCUUCGGCUACUGGCUGGGCGUCUCCUCCUUCAUCUACUUCCUGGCCUACCUGUGCAACGCCCAGAUCACCAUGCUGCAGAUGCUGGCCCUGCUGGGCUACGGGCUGUUCGGACACUGCGUGGUCUUAUUUGUCACCUACAACGUCCACCUCCACGCCCUCUUCUACCUGUUCUGGCUGCUGCUGGGCGGGCUGUCCACCUUACGCAUGGUGGCGGUGUUGCUAUCGCGGACGGUGGGCCCUACCCAGCGGCUGCUCCUGUGCGGGACCCUGGCCUCUCUCCACAUGCUCUUCCUGCUCUACUUGCACUUUGCCUACCACAAGGUGGUGGAAGGACUCCUGGACACCCUGGAGGGCCCCAACGUGCCCCCCUUCCAGCGAGUGGCCCGGGACGUCCCGGCCGGGCCCGCCGUGGCCGUGCUCAACGACACCGUGAAGGCCCUGCUGCUGACCCUGCGACCCCGCUGACCCUCAGGCAUUCUGGGCCGCCCUCCCGGACGCUGCCCCGUCCGCCCGAGGGAAUGAUUAAAGGACCAUGCUGGGCACCUGGGCGUGGUCGCUAGAGGCCGGGCUUUCUGCAUGCCACCCUCCUUCCACCCCACUCCCGGGACUCCUGCCCCUGCCUCCCUCCUCCCACCCCCGGCCCUGUCCCGCCCCUGGAUCCUGCAGCCCCAGUCUCAACCUGGGACCCGCUUCCCCUCCCUCUGCCACAGAAGGCAGGGACCCCCGGGGUCAGGCCCCAAACCACACGUGCCCACGGGAGGCACAUCCAGGGCAAGGCCACGGUUCCCACCCAGCGAGCACUGAUGCUCCCUGGUCCCCCUAACCCAGCUCCGCACUCCUUUAGAGUGGCAGGGUGGAGCAGGGAAAGAGGGAGAGCGUGCACGCUGUGCAGGGCUUCAUCCCCCAGACAGCUGUCUUGGGUUAAGCUCCCCGGUCUCUUCUGCCCCAGCUGGAGCCCCUUCCCUCUCUACCCCUUCCGCCCCCAACCCCAUCUUUCCACAUCCCAUGGACCCAAGAAUUAGAGCCGGAAGUCCAGCCCCAUUCUAGGUCUUGCACCUAUGAGGGGAAGGCGAACCUGCGAGGGCCUUCUCUGAACCCAGUUGAGUUUGAUGCAAGGACUCACAAACUCCCCUCUCCUCUGCCCUACACACCCCACCGUGCCCAACACACAAACACACCCACACACCCCUGGGGGCUACCGGUGCUUUGUAAUCUGAGCAGUAGUGUUUGAGAGCUGGGAAGCAGGCGCAGACUGGCUGACCUCUGUGCUUUUCCUGCUGCCUUGGGUUCCCCACCCUUACCUGGCCAGAGAAGCAGCGGGGCCAGUGGAAAGAACACAGCUCUAGGACUCAGGACACCCGACCUCUAGUCCCAGCUCCACCAUUUGCCUGCUCUGGGACACGGGGCGAGCCACAUCGUUUCUCUGUGCCUCAAUUUCCUCGUCUGUAACAUGGGGACUCGGUACCUGUUCUCCCUCUCCCUUAGACUGUGAGCCCCAUGGGGGACAGGGACUGUGUCCGAUCUGACUAGAUUGUAACCGUCCCAGGGCUUGGCCCACAGUGCUUAACAAAGUUCACAAUUAUUAUUAUUAUUAAUAUUAUUAUUAUUAUGGCCAAGA